GUCAUAGGAGAAUGUGUCAUUGAUUCUUGUUACAGGUUGCGCGACUCUUAAGUAUUUGAAAGGUGAUAAAAUGGCAGUGACGAUGAGCUUCGGUGACAGAGUAUUACGUAAUACUACUAUAUCCGGGAGAAAGCCUAAACCCGUGUGUAUGAACCUGCCUGGUGGUGUUUCAAAGUUUUGCGGUCGAGUUUACGGGAUAUCACGCGACGGGGAUCAAUUUAGAGCUUGUUUGGGACUUGAAUUGAGGGCUUUGGACGACGUCGAGGCAGCAUUGAGAGUAUCAUGUUUCCGUUUUGGACCUCAAGGAAUGAAGGUAGAGCCCGGCCAACCGUUACCUUCGUUGGCUCAAGGUGAGGAUGAAGACGACGAAGAUGACGACGAAGAUGACGACGAUGAUGACGAUGACGAUGACUACGGUUUGGGUGCUGCCGACGAAGAAGAAGAUGAUGAUGAUGAUGUGGCUGAAGAAGAAUCCGAAAAUGACGUAGACUCGACUGGUUAUACUGGAUUCAGCGCUUUAAGUUCAGACUUUUUAAGUAGCUUGUUUGGAGGUGGUGCCGCAGCAGCAGAAGAAGAUGAUGUAGUGGAAAAUGUAAAACCUUCUACAGUUAAGCCUGUUACCGUCAAAACUAAAGCAACAACAGCAGCUUAUUCGACUAGUCAACAAACUGAAAAACAAGUGAGUGUUGAGUCUGUUACAUCAACUUCAUACACCGUUAGCGUUGUACAAGAUUCAGAGACGUCUACUUUAGCGUCACUAGAUGAAAACCCCACAGAUCGUGUCGAAACGAUUCCUAAUAGUGUUCAAGUAUCUGCGUCCACAUCGGCAACUACAAAUAAAAAGGAUAAAGACUAUGAUGAUGACGAGGAUGAUGACGAUGAAGAUGACGACGACAUAGUGUCAGAUAUUAUUGAUUCGGCCGCUGACGUUGUUGGUAUUUCCGAUACCGAAAAAAACCAAACCACUAGCACGGGGACAGUAACGAAUAAAACCGUUGUAACCGUUACUGAAGCCACAACAGCAGCUGUUGCUUCAAGCAGUGUUACACCGGCUGUUAAAGGUCAGGAAAAUGAUGAUGAUGAUGAUGAUGAAACGGAAGAGGAUGAUGACGAUGACGAAUCGUUUAGAAGUCUUAAAGAAUUAACGCCAAUAGCCAUAGUACCUAAUGAUAGAAGAGGUCGAUCUCACAGACGGAUGAGAUUGUCUUCUUCAGAUCCAGAUGAAACGGCUAUACAUUUCAUGAAGAAAGUAUGACCACUAUGAAAAAUUAUUGCUCAUUGUUUACUCAACAAAAAUCUACAGCGUUUCUUCAAGGACGCUUAGGUGUAUAUAAGUAAUGUUAAAGUUAAUUUAUUUAUUUAUUGAAAUGAAUUUAUUUGGAAUAAAAAAAUAAUUAUUCUAUGAAAAAUCGCAUUGAAAGUACGUUAUAAAACGCUCAUUUAUAUUUAUUAUUUAUUAUUUCCUGUAGCUCAUAUUGAUUGCGUUUAUUACAUACGUGUAUAUAAAAUAUAUAUUAAUUAGUUUUUAUAAAA
This is a messenger RNA of Daktulosphaira vitifoliae (grape phylloxera), 1533 nucleotides long. RefSeq lists its product as uncharacterized. The coding region runs from base 71 to 1255 and encodes 394 amino acids. NCBI's taxonomy places the organism in Eukaryota, Metazoa, Arthropoda, Insecta, Hemiptera, Phylloxeridae. The record is from RefSeq and is a predicted model, not a curated record. The transcript has a single exon.